AUGUCUUCAACACAAAAAGAAAAGCUGGAUUCAUCAAUGGUAAGAUUUUAUCCACUGUGAAUGUAUUUAUAUCGAAAAAAUUUUGGAAAUAAAGUUCAUAUUUCGAAAUCCAUUUGAAACGUCGGAAAAAAACUUGAAAACUGAAUGAUUUCUUUAAUUUUGUUUGAAAUUAUACUUCCGUAAUAAAUUUUUUUCCAUGACGUGACCCAUAUUUCAACCAACCUCGAAAUUGUUCAUUUCCGAAUUUUUUGAAAAAUGGAAAAAGUGUGAAAUUUGAUGAUUUAUUUGAUUUGGCAGCCUAAUUUUCAGAGUAAAAUUCUCAAGGAUUUUCCAACAAAAAAUCAAGUAAUUUUUCAGAUCCCGUCAAGCUUCUCUUGCCUAUCAAUAUCCUGCUGCAGUUGAAUUGUUCGAUAUAAAGUGAGUUUUUUUUUGAAAAUGAAAACUUUGAAGAGAAAAAGGUUUCGAAAACUGAUAAUAAACUCUGAAUUAUCCUUUUUCAAACUGAUAAAAAUUUGUAAUGUUUCAGGAAAUCAUCAUCAUUUUCGGCGAAGCUACAAAUUUGGCACCAAAUCGCAAUGAACUCAAUUAUUGAUUUAUUUUUUGAAUAUUUUGUAAAAUAA
This is a messenger RNA of Caenorhabditis angaria, 620 nucleotides long. The record is from the annotation of a GenBank genome assembly. Lineage: Eukaryota; Metazoa; Nematoda; Chromadorea; Rhabditida; Rhabditidae.